Molecule: messenger RNA, 1606 nt
Organism: Salpingoeca rosetta
Lineage: Eukaryota; Choanoflagellata; Craspedida; Salpingoecidae
Exons: 14
Coding region: 87-1394 (435 amino acids)
Source: RefSeq, a predicted model, not a curated record
AGGCGCCGAGCGGGUACAACCGCCAGCUCGAUACCACAUUCUCUGUUCGCGACCCCGUGCACAUCGUCAUCACGCGACAGGCUGACAUGCACGCACCCAAGGAAGUGAUUGCGUCGCAUCAUCUUGACUGGCGCCCGCUCGUGCUCGAGUCGCACAUGAACGGACGCGUGCGGUCCAAAGCGGUGAAAGUGAACGGCGUCGGAGCGUCUGCGCAGCUGCCGGCCGGUGUUGUCCAUAUUGGUGUCGACGUCACCCCGUCCUCCCUCGUCAACUUCGACGCCGAGCAAGUUGCGACGUCGUUGACAUCGGAGGCGGAAGCGCGACUGCUGCUGGAGCGACAGUUUGUUCUCCUCGCACAGCGCUGGUGGGACGAGUAUGCUGCCAUUCGCCCCUCGCACCGCCGUCGCCUUGUCAAACUGUUUGCCAGCGACGAAAACGCCACGCGCAAACCCGUCUGCGUGUGCCUGCAGCGCGUCAAGCCAGGGCGAGCGCUAGAAACACCGCGGGAGGCGGCACGAUUCGUGUCUCUCCUGCCGUACCAGCGCAGGGAGAUGUCCGGAGGACUGGAUACCGGCGCCGCUGUCCGCUGGGAGCAGUGGUCCAGCACACACGCGUUCCUCUGUGCGGGCCAGGGUGAUGUGGAGGACCACGCGUUGCUGCUCGUCGGGUUGCUGCUCGAGUUUGGACUCAACGCAUUCAUCUGUCUCGGCACCAAGCAGUGCGAGGAAGAGGGCGACGAUGACGAGCAGUUUACGGGCGAGUCUGCGUACGCGUGGGCCAUGGUCCCCGCUGAUGAUGGCAUCAUCUGGUUCUGGGACCCCAUCACUGGCAAACAGCACCAGCACUGGCGCGUGCACGACCACCAGCGGUUUGGCGAGCAGCCCAAUCACCCGUUUGUCACUGUGGACUGCGUCUUCAAUGAAACGCUGUUUGCAGCCAACGCGCAGCCGUCGAACCACGUGCAGGACUGCUCUUUCGACCUCUCAAACGAGAGCGAUUGGAAGCGGUUGAGCUCUGAUGUCGUCUUGGAUCUGCGCCAACAUCACGCCGCAUCACAACCCAUCACGCUCCAGUCCAUUCCACUCGAUGUCCACGCCGCAUCGGAAAUGCUCGAACGCGAAUUCCGCGCACUCAUCAAAGAGGAGUUUAAGGCGGCAAUCAAGCACAUGAUCCCAACUGGCCACAGCUUCAAGGGAUUUCCAUUUGAAAUGCGAACACUAAACGCCGGCGAAGCGCUGCGUGAAUGCAUGUCGUCCUUUGUCGGACAAGACAUCCUCGAUGCCCACGGGGACCAAGUGUGGCAUGCUGUGAGGUGUCGUGUGUACACAUAUCCUGAGAACGUGAUUGUGGUUUGGAUGAUGCUUGCCUGUCGCUACCUCACUGUCUCGACCUAGAACGAGAGUAUGACAGUAUGCUUGUGUGCUUAUGCGUGUGUGUGUAUGUGUGUUAUGAAGUGAGACACUUGUUGCUGCCACGGCUGUGCGCUUGCGUCGGUUCGUUGCGUGGCCUUUGUUUCCUAUUUUGUACCUGCGGUGGUAUGUACAUAACCAGCCCCCCCCCCCUCUUUCUUGUUCGCCCACACACCAACUCCCACACCACAGUGCCG